AUGAACGAUUUUGAUUGUGUGGAUAUAUACAAACAACCGGCUUUCCAACAUCCAAUGUUGAAACACCAUAAGAUUCAGAAACAGUUCAUUUCAAAUGAAAGCCAUAAAAGCAAAGAUAAAUAUAAAAUAAAUUAUCAAAAUUGUCCAAAAGGAAUGGUACCAAUUUUAAGGCAAACAAAUGAAACUGAGAGCAUUCAUCUCGACUCGGUCGAGUAUCCUGGCCAACAUUUUGCAACACUUGAGACUGUUUUGGAUGGGACCAUCUAUCGAGGAGCCGAAGCUAGAAUAAGUGUUCAUAGUUUAACUGUACAAAAUAACCAGUACAGUAAAAGUCAAAUUUGGUUAGAGAAUGGACCUCGCAAUCAACUCAAUAGCAUACAAGUUGGUUGGACGGUGCAUCCAAGAUUAUAUGGUGAUAGUUUAACGCGAUUUACAAUAUAUUGGACUGCAGAUGGCUAUAGAAAAACUGGAUGCUAUAAUACAAAAUGUCCUGGCUUUGUUAUUGUUGCUCAAGAACCUUGGAUCGGAAUAGCGUUCAAUAAGACCUCUAUUUAUGGUGGUAAAACAAGUGUUAUUGUUCAACCGCAAAUUUUUCAGGAUGGCGUCACUGGAAAUUGGGUAUUAAAAAUAUUUGAUCAAUUAAUUGGAUACUGGCCGAAAGAGUUAUUUACACAUUUAAACAAUGGAGCUUCUUUGAUACGUUUCGAAGGAAAUACGUUUACAUCUCCUGAUGGAAUUAGUCCUCCUAUGGGAAAUGGUUAUUUUCCAAGUACUGACUUUCAGAAGAGUUCACAUUUUUCGUUUAUUAAGGUUAAGAAUUUGAACUACCAAAGCAUUGAUCUCGGAGAUAAGGAAACAAGACCAUACGUAGAUUCUUAUAAGUGUUUUAAACUAAAGUAUUGGGGAUAUCACAAGCAAACUAGAGUAGCCUUCUCCCUUGGAGGACCAGGUGGAAAUUGUGGUUUAUGA
Molecule: messenger RNA, 969 nt
Organism: Camelina sativa (false flax)
Lineage: Eukaryota; Viridiplantae; Streptophyta; Magnoliopsida; Brassicales; Brassicaceae
Product: protein neprosin-like
Source: RefSeq, a predicted model, not a curated record